AUGCUUCGAUCAUCAACAGCAAAGCAUGUGCUGAAGCAAUGCAGUCGAUCCAGCACCAUCAGACACUAUGCCCAAGCUGCUGUGGCCACAGCUUCAACCAAGAAAACAAAGCGCCUGGUGUUUGACAAUCGCUCCCCUUCAUUUCAGGACUUUUUAUCCAAGCAACAAUCUGUCAAAGCAUCCUCCUCCAUUGAUCAGGCGCUGACGCAACCUGAUAAUAUACCUUAUUUACAUAUGGACAGUAAAACACUGGGUCAAGGCAAAAAGUUUUAUAUCGAAGUGUAUGGAUGUCAGAUGAAUGUCAAUGACACGGAAAUUUUGAACGCUAUCAUGACGAAUACAGGCUAUGAGCGUACCGACACUUUAGACGAUGCUAAUGUUGUCUUUCUCGUCACUUGUGCCAUUAGAGACAAUGCAGAAGUGAGGAUCUGGGAGAGACUCAAGUAUUUGAGACACUACAAGACAAAGAUCAAUACCGAUAGUCCGCCUAUUGUUGGUGUGUUAGGUUGCAUGGCCGAGAGACUCAAAACAAAGCUGUUGGAGCAGGAUCGACUGGUGGAUAUAGUGUGUGGGCCUGAUGGCUAUCGUUCUAUUCCACAUUUGAUAUCCCUGGCCGAGGAAGAGGAAUACACAGAGGGAGUUGCCAAUGUGAUGCUUUCUGCAGACGAGACCUAUGCUGAUGUGAUGCCAAUGCGUUUAGACACAAGCAACGCUUCAGGCUGGGUCUCCAUCAUGCGUGGAUGCAACAACAUGUGCAGUUUUUGUAUCGUGCCAUUUACAAGAGGAAACGAGAGAAGUAGACCUAUUGAUUCCAUUUUGGAUGAAGUGCGAUAUUUGAAUGACCAGGGCGUGAAAGAAGUAACUGUGCUGGGCCAGAAUGUCAAUUCUUAUAGAGACGAAUCCGAGUCAAAGUACUUUAUGUCUGGUACCGAUGUGGGAUCAAGCCUUAGUAACUCAGGCUUCAAGACUAUCUACAAGCGUAAGGAUGGCGGUCGUAGAUUCACUGAGCUGCUGGAUCAAGUCAGUUUGAUCAAUCCAGAGAUGAGAAUUCGUUUUACCUCACCUCAUCCAAAAGACUUCCCCACCGACUUGUUGCACUUGAUUGCUUCUCGACCCAACCUUUGCAACUCGAUCCAUCUUCCCAUCCAAUCUGGAAGCAACACUGUCUUGGAGCGCAUGCGUCGUGGAUACACUCGAGAAGCCUACCUGUCCCUUGUGGAGGAAAUGCGCAAUAUCAUACCCGAUGUAUGGAUCAGCAGCGAUUUUAUCACUGGAUUCUGUGGCGAGACAGAGGCUGAGCACCAGGACACUGUAAGCUUGAUGGAGCAAGUGAAAUACGAUACUGCCUUUAUGUUUGCCUACAGUAUGCGCGAAAAGACACAUGCUCAUCGUCGCUACAAGGAUGAUGUGACAGACAGCGAUAAGGCCAGACGAUUGCAAGAGAUUGUCACUACCUUCCAUGCGCAGGCAUCGAAGAAGAAUCAAGGAUUGAUUGGAUCCAGACAGUUGGUGUUGAUCGAUUCGGAGCGGCCCAAGACGAAGAAUGGCAUUGAGACCAAAGUAAGCGGUAGAACAGAUGGUGGACACAAGGUCUUUGUACAAGAAGCACAGCCAGGGGACAGCAGUCUGAAGAAGGGAGAUUAUGUGGAGGUCGAUAUCAAGCAUGCUACCAGCGCUAGUUUGACAGGCCACUUUAUUCAACGUAGUGGCAUUCAACAGUUUACUGCUGCUAGUCAAAAACGAGGAUACUCUACAUAUCCACCUAGAUCCAGUACGGCUAGUCAAUAUCGUCGAUUCUUGAAAGCAGGUGAUGCCGCUGUUGACGGUGUGGACAAGAAGCAUAUCAAGCUGUUGAUCCGUCAAGGAUUUGAGAAUAAGCAAUACCUGACAGAUCCUGAGAUUGAUGUCAAAGUGAAAAACACACUGACGCUCUUGAAGAAUGCUUCUGGAAAGAGAGGUAUUGAGCAUGCUAUUGUUCAUAAUCUAUGCCAGUUAAAGUACUUUGGAGAUAAAGAUAAUAUUAGACCACCUCAUUUCAAUCGCAAACUCUCGCCAAAGCUCCAAAAGCUACACAGCGAGUCUCAAGAGGAACUUGAGCUAGUGAUAGACAUGUUGAAUAAAGAUUUGAAGCUUUGUUUGAGGUGA
Messenger RNA from Mucor velutinosus, 2145 nucleotides. RefSeq lists its product as uncharacterized. NCBI's taxonomy places the organism in Eukaryota, Fungi, Mucoromycota, Mucoromycetes, Mucorales, Mucoraceae. The transcript is spliced from 8 exons. The coding region runs from base 1 to 2145 and encodes 714 amino acids. The record is from RefSeq and is a predicted model, not a curated record. Gene Ontology annotation, cellular component: mitochondrion. Gene Ontology annotation, biological process: tRNA modification; negative regulation of cyclin-dependent protein serine/threonine kinase activity. Gene Ontology annotation, molecular function: methylthiotransferase activity; 4 iron, 4 sulfur cluster binding.